Antechinus flavipes (yellow-footed antechinus) is the source of this 5513-nucleotide messenger RNA. RefSeq names its product ecotropic viral integration site 5 like (gene EVI5L). The record is from RefSeq and is a predicted model, not a curated record. Lineage: Eukaryota; Metazoa; Chordata; Mammalia; Dasyuromorphia; Dasyuridae. The transcript is spliced from 21 exons. The coding region runs from base 332 to 2788 and encodes 818 amino acids.
GAGCCGGAGCCGGAGAACAGAAGGCGGCGGCGGCGGCGGCGGCGGCGGCGGCGGCAGCAGAAGAGAAGGAGGAGAAGGAGGACUAGACCAUGGCGGCGGCAGCAGCGGCGGCGCAGCCCCAGCUGCAGACUUUGACUCUCUCAGGAAGCGCUUGAGUGGACUGCGUUGUCAGAAUCUUAAGAAUGAUUAACCCCCAGUUAGGCUGAAGUCAUCUUCACUGAGUCAAAACACCUCCCUUGGACUCAUCGAUGGAGUUAUAACCUCCCUCAUUUGGGCCUCUGGUGAACCUUUUCUUUUCCCCUUCAAUUUCCUCCAUCCCUAACCAUUUCUGAUGAACAUCCCUGAGAUCCUGAGCCUUCCCGGCAUGGCGAGCCCAGCCCUCAGCCCUGACUCCUCUUCCCAUGAGGCCCUUUCAGGCCCUGCCUGUUCCCCCACCUCAGAUUCUGAGAACCUCAGCCCAGAUGAACUGGAGUUAUUAGCUAAACUAGAGGAACAGAAUCGGCUUCUGGAGGCUGACUCCAAGUCGAUGCGUUCCAUGAAUGGUUCUCGGCGAAACAGCGGCUCUUCCUUGGUCUCCAGCUCCUCGGCCUCUUCCAAUCUUAGCCACCUGGAAGAGGACACUUGGAUUCUCUGGGGCCGAAUUGUUAAUGAAUGGGAGGAGUGGCGACGCAAAAAAGAAAAGCUGCUCAAGGAGCUGAUCCGGAAAGGCAUCCCUCACCACUUCCGUGCCAUUGUGUGGCAGCUUCUCUGCAGUGCCACCGACAUGCCAGUGAAGAACCAGUACUCUGAACUACUCAAAAUGUCGUCUCCUUGUGAGAAACUGAUCCGCCGGGACAUCGCCCGGACCUACCCUGAGCAUGAGUUCUUCAAGGGGCAGGACAGUCUAGGCCAGGAAGUCCUCUUCAACGUCAUGAAGGCUUACUCCCUAGUCGACCGAGAGGUGGGCUACUGUCAGGGCAGCGCCUUCAUCGUCGGCCUGCUCCUGAUGCAGAUGCCUGAGGAGGAGGCGUUCUGUGUAUUUGUGCGAUUGAUGCAGGAAUAUCGUCUACGGGAACUUUUUAAGCCCAGCAUGGCUGAGCUGGGGCUCUGUAUAUACCAAUUUGAGUACAUGCUACAGGAGCAGCUUCCAGACUUGAACAUUCACUUUCGAUCUCAGAGCUUCCAUACUUCCAUGUAUGCCUCAUCCUGGUUCCUCACACUCUUCCUCACAACCUUUCCUUUGCCAAUUGCCACCCGAGUCUUCGACAUCUUUAUGUACGAGGGACUGGAAAUUGUGUUCCGGGUGGGUCUGGCCCUGCUUCAGGUGAACCAGAUGGAGCUGAUGCAGUUGGACAUGGAGGGCAUGUCACAAUACUUCCAAAAGGUGAUACCCCAUCAGUUUGAUAGCUGUCCUGACAAGCUGAUUCUCAAGGCCUACCAGGUCAAGUACAAUCCCAAGAAGAUGAAAAGGUUGGAGAAGGAAUAUGCUGCCAUCAAAAACAAAGAGAUGGAAGAGCAAAUAGAGAUCAAAAGGCUACGGACAGAGAACCGGCUCCUGAAGCAGCGGAUUGAAACACUAGAGAAGGAGAGUGCUGCUCUGGCUGAUAGGUUAAUCCAGGGGCAGGUCACCAGAGCCCAAGAGGCCGAGGAGAACUAUGUCAUCAAAAGGGAGUUAGCUGUGGUGAAGCAGCAGUGCAGCUCAGCCACUGAGAACCUCCAAAAGGCUCAGAGCACCAUCCGGCAGCUCCAGGAGCAGCAGGAUAAUCCUCGCCUAACAGAAGAGUUUGUGACCCAUCUAGAGACAGAACUGGAGCAAUCUCGAAUGCGUGAAACAGAGACCCUGAGUGCCCUCCGAGAGAUGCAGGACAAAGUCCUGGACAUGGAGAAGAGGAACAACUCACUUCCUGAUGAGAACAAUGUGGCCCGGCUACAGGAAGAACUGAAAGGCCUAAAACUUCGGGAGAGUGAGGCUGUGGCCUCCCUUCGGGAGCUGAAAUUGCAGGUUCAGGAGCUCACAGACAGCUGGCAGGCCCACCUCUCCCGGGGAGGGAGAUGGAAGGAGUCUCCCCGGAAGCUGGCCCUUAGUGACCUACAGGAUGAACUGAUGACCGUCCGGCUGCGAGAGGCCCAUGCUCUGGCUGAAGGGAGGGAGCUGCGGCAGCGAGUGGUGGAGCUGGAGACACAGGACCAGAUCCAUCGAAACUUGCUGAACCGUGUAGAAGCAGAGAGUGCGGGCCUGCAGGAAAAGCUCCAUUACCUGGUGGCUCAGAACAAAGGCCUGCAGACCCAACUGAGUGAGAGCAAACGCAAGCAUGCUGAGGCUGAGUGUAAGAGCAAGGAGGAGGUGAUGGCAGUAAGGCUCAGGGAGGCAGACAGCAUGGCUGCUGUGGCAGAGAUGAGGCAGCGGAUCGCAGAGCUGGAGAUUCAGAGAGAAGAAGGUAUGAUCCAGGGACAGCUCAACCACUCCGACUCCUCCCAGUACAUCCGUGAGCUCAAGGAUCAGAUUGACGAACUCAAGGCCGAGGUUCGGCUACUGAAGGGCCCGCCCCCAUUUGAGGACCCCUUGGCAUUCGACAGCCUCCAUUUGGUUCGUCAUUUGGAUGAGGACUCUCUGCCCUCCUCCGAUGAGGAGCUCCUGGGGGUGGGGGUGGGAGUGGGGGCAGCUCUGCAGGACGCCCUGUAUCCUCUCUCCCCCCGAGAUGCCCGGUUCUUCCGCCGACUAGACCGCCCCGCCAAGGACAGUGAGGGCAGCACGGACAGCGAAGCUGAUGAGCUGGCCCCUUCCUAUGGCCAGAACCUGGGUAACUGAGGAAUGACUGUCUCCUUGGCCCGCCCCAUCUGGGGCCCAGACCUCUCAUGUUUGGGGGGUAGGAGGGCAGGCUCUUCCCAACCUCCAUUCAGCGUUCUUCCUGGAGGGGCUGUCCCCUCCCUACCAGGACGAGAGGGAGUGGGGCACAUCCGGGUGUGCCUGCCCCUCCACAGAGUGCAUCAGAACAUCUACCUUGAGUGUUGUCUACACUGCCCUCUUCCAGGGGCACCUGUGAUUCACUGUAUUUAAACUCAGCUCCAUUCUGUGGCUCCCUUCCCAUCUCCCACCAUCCUCCUUCCUUUCAGGGGCUUUCUAAGGCAGGGACUGGGAGACUCUGGGAGUCACAAGCUCCCCUCCGCCUUGGAACACUUCGGUGGUCUCUGAGUUUCUGAUUGUUCCCAGUGUUAUUUAUUUAUCUACAAAAGGGUUGUUUUGUUCUCCUCCCCCAUCCCCGACUGCCCAGGACCAGAAAGCACUGCCGUUCCCUCCCAAGAGAGCAGCACAGGCACUGGGGCAAGGAGGGGCGUAGAGGACCAAUGAUCAGGACUGGCCUCUGUGGCAACUGCUCUCUUCUCCGCCUCCAUUCCCAGGACUAGUCUGUCUUCUCCAGGGACUUGAGAGCUAAGGACACAUAGACUUUCCUCUCCCACCCCAUCCUUGGAGAGGUGCUUCAGAUUAACCAAGUCCCCGCCUGCCAGUUCUGCACCUCCAUGUUUGGGGGUUGGUGGGGGGAAUUGGGGAGAGGGUGAGAUUCAGCCAUUAGCAAACCUGACAAAAGAAUCAAGAGCAAAAGAUUGCCUCCUGAGAAAAAAAAAAAAAGAGAGACCAGGUCUUGGCAGAUGGGUCAUGGCCAUAGGACUCCCAGGGCCAUGGCCUAGUGUCAAAGCAAGAACAGGAUUCUCUUUUCUGUGAUGUAAAAGACCACCAGCUGCCCCUGAGCUAUGGCCUCCUCCUCCUGUCAGGCUGACACAAGAGGCUGGCUCACAUCCUUGAAGAUACAGAAUGUACAAGCCCCCCAACUUCCUCUGUUUGCCAGGCCUUUUGUGGUAUCUUCCCUCUGGAGCUCCUUGGCCCUGGCAUGUCCAAGCUCUCCACUCCUAGCUCCUUCCUUCCCAGACCAUUCCCUUGUAGCUCCUGAGGUGAGGGGGAGGGGGGAAGGGAAUGAGGGGGGGGGGAGAUUGGCCUUGGAAUAGGAGACCAGGUUAGGGCAGGUCCCUUGUCAGUUUGGACGCUGCGCCUUCCAUUAGCAGCUGCCUCUUCCUCCCUGUGCCAAUUCCAUUUUCUGACCAUAUUGUUUCUCCACCACUCCCUUCUUGCCAUCAGCCAAGCCAGUACCUGGGUCAGUGCCCCUGGAGGAACAGGCCCUUUUUCUGCUAAAACCAAAGUCAUCCCAGUCUGGGGAGCAAAUAUCUAAGGAAAUGUUUAGAAGCAUCUGCUAAUCAGCAUCUCGCCCACCCACCUGUCACCAGUCCCAGAUAAGUAAGCUGCUGUGUCCGGAGGGCUGAGGAGAGUUUCUUUGGGCCACGGGUGGAAAGGAGGAAUCCUCAUGUGGCUCCCAAGCUGAGAGAGGAACUGCUUUAGCCACUGCUAGAGGUAGCGAAGAGCACCUUCGGACCAUCCUAGUCCCAGACCCUGGAGCUCCCUCACCAUCCAGAGCCUGCUCAUUCCCCCCACGGAGCAGUCUUCCCCUACACUUAGCACUUUGCUUUCUAAGAUUUUCCUGGUGUUUCUUUUCUUUGCCAACAUUAAAGGUGCUGCCGGGCUUCCUCACAGCCAGAUGGUGACCAGACCCCAGACGGAAAGGCUGAGGGGGAGGGAGGAUUUUCACUCGAGUGUCUUAUCCUGUUUGUCUCUCCCUGGAGUGCAGUAUCAGUAUUCAGCAUACAUCUGUGCCCCUCUAGAUCCCCCAUAUUCACUCCAAGAGGGUUCACCAACUUCGCAGAAGCCACCUAGGAGGGGAAAGAAUUUGGGCAAAGAGGAGUGGCAAUGUUUCCUUGGUAGGCCCUGCCCUAGGAACCUGCUUGUAGAAUUCGUGCCUGUGGCCAUGGGAGGAUGAAGUGCCAUAUUCAUUGAAGAAUAAGACUUCUGGUCUUCCAUUUCAUCCCGAUUCCUCCCCUUUGGGCUCUGCUUGCUGAGUUUGGGAACUUAGGUGCCAAAAUCCAUGAAGUGUCUACUUAAGCUGCUCUGGGGGCAUGCUCCCCUCAAACACAUACUAUACCCUAAGUGUUACUCUUUGUCCUUACAGGAGGAUUUGCCCCAACUCUCUCCUCACACCUUGUUACUCUGGUCCUCCCCCAAUCACUGAGAGCUUAUGGCUCCAGGGCAGCCCACCACAUUGGUGCUCCCAAAGCUAUCUCCUGAUCCUGACCCUAUUGCCCCUGCCCCUUAGCUGAUAUCAGAAGCAAAUAGUCUGAUCUAUACUUAAUUCAUAGGAAAGCCCCUGUGGGGCAGGUUUCCCACUCUCUUGACUCCACCCCUUUUCUCUCACACAUACACAACAUCCCUUCCCUCUGGCUCUGUCCCCUGUGCUGAGACCAGAAGUAGUUGAGGGUGAUUGGUACUCUGCAGGUAUCUGGCCUGCUCUGAAGUGUCUUGUCAGGUGUAAGUGUAUGGCCUCCACCUCCCCCUCUGCCCACCACCAUCCUCACACUGCCUGUACAAACCCAUGUGUCUCCACACAAGGUUGGAAAGACAAAUAAUAAAGCAUAUUUACACGGUCUUAGAA